UCAACCCUGAUUCCAGGAUUCUACAUCUAAUAAUAAUGAUAAAUAAAUGAUUCACGGACUCAUUCACUAGCCACUAUACAGUACUAUCAAUCGUUGUCGCUUCGUACACGUAGAGUACUUAUCUUCCUACUCACACACUGACACGUUGUCAGCUUAGCUGUCGUUUGUUGCACUCUGCUAUAUACUAACCUAGCCAGCUUAAUCGGUACCACAUAGCUCGCCAAACACGUAUAGUACCCGCGUGUGCAUACGUUGAGUAAGUCGUCGAGCAGCGCGCGGCAGCGGGAAUGGAGGUCGACGGGGAGGGUGCGCAGCAAGGGUGGGCACCGGCAGCUGCGGCGCCGGAGCAGUGGCGUGGCGCCGUGGAGGCUGCGCUGCCUGGCACGCCGGCGGGCGCCGCGUGGGCGCACGUCGCCAGCUUCUUCUCCGCGCACCGCUACCUGCCGGGCAUCGACGUGUGCGAGCGCGUCACGGGGGCCAGCAGCGAGGAGGAGGAGGAGGAGGACGACGGUGGUCGGCUGCUUAUCACCCCCGGCUGCGUCCGGCAAGUGGCCUCGAGCGCCGCGGGGCUGUGGGCACGCGAGCAGCUGCUGGAGGCUGACCACGGCGCGCGGCGCCUCCGCUACGCCGUCGUCGACAGCAACAUGGGGUUCGGCCGCUACGUCGCCACGCUCCGCGUCCUGGACCUCGACGGCGGCGAAGGCGGGUGCAUGAUCUCGUGGGCGUUCGAGUGCGACGCCGUGAAGGCUGAGGGGUGGAGCGAGGCGGCGCUCGUGGCGCGCCUCGGCGCCAGCGUCAAGGGCAUGGCCGAGAGGGUGCAGCAGCUAGCCGCUGUAGCUCAGUAGGCUGUAGGUGUCGUCGGUGCCAUCUCCGACGGUGAUUCGAUUUGGAUGAAUGCAUGAACUAGUGCAGGUACGGAGGCCGUUGCUUUGACGUGUGGUUCUUAGAUUCUAUUCCGUUGUCAUGUGCGCAGUGGCCGUCGCUGCCGUCGUUGACUUCUUAAUUUCUUGGGCACCCUAAUUUCUUUAUCUUUUUUAGAUAGAUAUACUAAUCGAAGGGGCUACACGGCCCCAUUUUUGUUACGAAAAUAGAGUUGUUUAGAGGGCUAGAUGCUAAUUUUUUCAUCGUUUUCUUUUGCCAAAAAAAGGAAAGAAAAACGGGGCACUCUAAUUUCUUUAUCGUUGAUGUGUAAUAGAUGGAGAAAUUCGUCUAGUUUCACCGCACUUAGUUGGAUCCAAACGGGGCAGAGGCCACAACAUCUCUUGGAAAAUGGAACAAUGUUCUCUUCA
This is a messenger RNA of Hordeum vulgare subsp. vulgare (domesticated barley), 1289 nucleotides long. RefSeq lists its product as uncharacterized. Bases 288 to 845 code for a protein of 185 amino acids. NCBI's taxonomy places the organism in Eukaryota, Viridiplantae, Streptophyta, Magnoliopsida, Poales, Poaceae. The transcript has a single exon. The record is from RefSeq and is a predicted model, not a curated record.